This is a messenger RNA of Eutrema salsugineum, 2725 nucleotides long. RefSeq lists its product as uncharacterized. NCBI's taxonomy places the organism in Eukaryota, Viridiplantae, Streptophyta, Magnoliopsida, Brassicales, Brassicaceae. The record is from RefSeq and is a predicted model, not a curated record. Bases 219 to 803 code for a protein of 194 amino acids. The transcript has 7 exons.
AUAAACAAAUCGAGAAAAGACAUUACCGGAAGCUGAAGACGAACCAACACAUCAAAUCUUCAUCUUCUACAAUCGUCUCCAUCUAUGGAUACAAUCGUACACUCUUUCUACAUAUACUACUACCAUCUGUAAUUUCAAAGCUUCAAAUUCAGAAUGAUCAUCAUAGUUGACACGAGCUUCUUGUUUCAAACCAGAUUUUAGAUGAUUGGGAGACUAACAUGAUGAUGAGUAGUAGCAGUAGCAGUAGCAGUAGUAGUUAUUCCGGAGUUAGAAAAACUAUUAGUGAGGUAUCAAAGGUGAAGAAAUUGAAAGGUGGUGAAAAAUGUGUUGUAAACCAAAAGGCGUUAAACAGAGAGAGGAUCAUUGCUCUGCAACAAGAUGUUGAAAAGCUAAGGAAGAAGCUUAGACUUGAAGAGAACAUUCACCAAGCAAUGGAAAGAGCCUUUAAUAGACCGCUUGGAACACUUCCUCGUCUUCCUCCAUUUCUCCCUCCACCGAUUUUGGAGCUACUUGCGGAAGUGGCUGUUCUUGAAGAAGAAAUUGUUCGGUUAGAAGAACAUAUUGUACAUUUUAAGCAGGGAUUGUAUGAAGAAGCAGCGUUUACAUCUUCGUCGAAAACAAACUUAGAAUGCUCGGCUGUUUUGCCUAAGUCCAAGUCAGCUUCCACUAAUGCUAGAGAACCUGUAUCACCUCUAUCGGGGGAACUGGUAUCUGUUUCAGAGUAUCCAAGGGGUAAAAAUAACAAGUUAAGUGCUAAUUCUACGAUCAUGCGGUUGAAGAAAAUACAUUUUAUGUUGAAAUAAGCUUGAAGAUAACUUAGUCAUCAAGAUAUUAGGAAAGGAAAUAUUCUUAGGAGUUAUCUAAGAAUAGGAAAUAUAUAAUUCUAUUAGGAUUAGGAGUUAUCUAAUCUACUCACUAUAUAAGAGUUGCCAAAGUUGUGGUAAACCUUAUGAGGUUGAGAGCUUUAGUUUUUAAGUUAGUUUUCUAAAGCAAUAAGGGUCCAACUGGUGACCACAAUUGAGGAAAGGAAUGAUUGGGAAUAUGGUAUUCUUCUUCAUUCCUAAUUUUUUUUAUCAGUUAGAUGGAAUAUCUGUUACACAUAAUUCCUUUUCAUUCCUUUUUAUAUGAGGAAUUAUAGAACAAAUGUAUUCCUCAUCAAAUUUGAUAGGGAAUAGAAAGAAAAUAGUAAAAAUUGGUAAAAAUAUAUUGUUUUGUAAAUAUUUUAAAGUAAAUUUAUAGAAAAUUGACAUUUGACGUGAAUCUUCCACACCUCGUCUUCUUCUACUUCUAUAUAUGUGAGAGAACUUUUUUUCUUUCUCUAACCUAAUACAUCGACAAAGAAAGAAGAAAAGGUACAUAAUUUUAAAAUAAGCUUAUAGCAAAGAGCAUGUGUUUAAUGAUGCUUGAAAAUAACACAUGUAUCAUAUGAAUUUGUUAUAGGUAUCAUGUCAAGUUCAAGAAACAAUAGUGGGACACGUCGCGGCGGACGUCAACCAAAUGAUGAGGCAAGAACAACUCGUGAAGGCCAGGUACUUGUUUUUAGAUAUCUUGUAUUCUGCAAAUUUAUUGAUUUAAUAAUAUGAAACAUAUCAAUUAACUGUUACAAAAUAUAUACGUUAGUAUGCUUGGAAGGAUAAAAAUUGUCAAGUUAUGCUUGAACUUGUCAUUGAGGAGUUAAAAGCAGAUGAUUAUCGUAGUAGAAUGCCAGAUGUUGCUGCUAGAAGAAGAAUUGAAAACAAAUAUUUUGAGUUGAUGGGAGACAAGAUUUCAUGGGAUCCAGAGAUAAAUAACAAAACUGGUUACUUGCGUAAGCUAUGGGUUAUUAAUGGUCAGUUGAUAAACCGCACUGGUGUUGCGGUUAAUCCAUCUACUGGACAAAUAGAUAUGACGAAAAUGUGGUGGACUGAUCGGAUUGCGGAAUAUGGUAAUAAAGGAAAAUUUGUUCGUGUAUUGCAAAAAAAGCCUAUGCCGUUCAAAGACUUGUUGGACCAAAUUUUUGGUGAACAUGACGUUGAUCAAGAUGAACGGUAUUCUCCCCAUAUGCUUAGCCAAAAUCUCCUGCAGAUUCAACCUACUUUACCCAGCAGUGAUGGCAUAAUAAUGGACCAGCAAGAAGUUCAAAUUUCUGAACCAACUAUGGCUGUGGCUAAUGAUCACGGAGCCCAACCGUCAAUUCGAAACACGCCAGCCCGUUGUCCUCCAAGAAGAAGAGCUAACUUUGAAAAGCAGGUCCAGAGUGAGUUUCAACGUGUAAUAGAUACUCGUCAAGAGUUUUUGGAAGAAUUACGCUCGCGAAAAGUUCAAAAGCUAACCUACGGUGAUGCAACAGCUGUUCUAGAAAAACUUCCAAUUGAACAACUUGGAAUAUUUUGGUGGGCAGCAAAUAAGUUAUUGAAGAGCGAUGAGGAUGUUCGUGAAGCCUUCAUGAAAUUAGAGAGUGAAGAAAUUAAGAUCAGAUAUCUGGAGAGUUUACUUGGGACUGAUAGAUACGGGCAUCCAUGCAAUUUUGUCAAUCUGACAAGUCCAAAUCUCUUUCAAAAUAUUGGAAUGAUUGGAAGUAGUUCUAUGGGGACUGAAAUUGGUAGAACUGAAUUCACAAAGUUGCUUGGGAUACAAUCCUCUGGAUUAGAAGAAUCAACAAAACAAGUACCAAAUAUCGUCAAUAUACUUGAUGAUGGAAUGGAUGGUGACAAGCUAGCUUGAGUGUUAUGGGAUUUUUUUAUUU